This is a messenger RNA of Labeo rohita (rohu), 4243 nucleotides long. RefSeq names its product adaptor related protein complex 2 subunit beta 1 (gene ap2b1). The transcript has 22 exons. Gene Ontology annotation, molecular function: clathrin binding. The coding region runs from base 149 to 3004 and encodes 951 amino acids. Gene Ontology annotation, cellular component: membrane coat; clathrin adaptor complex. Gene Ontology annotation, biological process: vesicle-mediated transport; intracellular protein transport. NCBI's taxonomy places the organism in Eukaryota, Metazoa, Chordata, Actinopteri, Cypriniformes, Cyprinidae. The record is from RefSeq and is a predicted model, not a curated record.
GCUUCAUCUUGUUUUUCCGGGUGCGCUCCAUCUUCCAGCGCCGACCGAGCAGAGGCAGCAACCGCAUCUUCCAUCUCGCCGGGAAGUGCUCCAGUAACGGAAUAUUUUUGUACAUCGCAUCGAUUCUCACAUCCCUUAAGCUGUCAGAAUGACUGACUCCAAGUAUUUUACCACCAACAAAAAAGGUGAAAUCUUUGAGCUGAAGGCUGAGCUGAACAAUGAGAAGAAGGAGAAGAGGAAAGAGGCAGUGAAGAAGGUCAUUGCAGCCAUGACAGUGGGGAAGGAUGUCAGUUCCUUGUUUCCAGAUGUGGUAAACUGCAUGCAGACCGAUAACCUGGAGCUGAAGAAACUGGUUUACCUGUACCUUAUGAACUAUGCCAAGAGUCAACCUGACAUGGCCAUCAUGGCCGUUAACAGCUUUGUCAAGGACUGUGAGGAUCCCAACCCUUUGAUCCGAGCUCUGGCUGUGCGUACAAUGGGCUGUAUCCGCGUGGACAAGAUCACUGAGUACUUGUGCGAGCCUCUGCGAAAGUGUCUGAAGGAUGAAGACCCCUAUGUGAGGAAGACCGCAGCAGUGUGUGUGGCUAAACUGCAUGACAUCAACGCCCAGAUGGUGGAGGACCAGGGCUUCCUGGAUUCUCUCAGGGACCUCAUCGCUGACUCCAACCCCAUGGUUGUGGCAAAUGCAGUUGCUGCUCUGUCUGAGAUCAGCGAGUCUCACCCCAACAGCAACCUUCUGGACCUGAACCCUCAGAACAUCAAUAAGCUCCUGACGGCCCUCAAUGAAUGCACUGAGUGGGGCCAGAUCUUCAUCCUGGACUGUCUUUCUAACUACAACCCCAAAGAUGAGCGUGAGGCCCAGAGUAUCUGCGAGCGUGUGACCCCACGUCUCUCUCACGCUAAUUCGGCUGUGGUGCUGUCAGCAGUGAAGGUACUGAUGAAGUUUCUGGAGCUCCUGCCUAAAGACUCCGAUUACUACAACACUCUUCUGAAGAAGCUCUCUCCUCCCCUCGUCACGCUGCUCUCUGGGGAACCCGAGGUCCAAUAUGUGGCCUUGAGGAACAUCAACCUUAUUGUGCAGAAACGGCCUGAGAUUUUGAAGCAAGAGAUCAAAGUGUUCUUUGUCAAGUACAAUGACCCCAUCUACGUCAAACUGGAGAAACUGGACAUCAUGAUUCGCCUGGCUUCUCAUGCCAACAUUGCUCAGGUACUGGCUGAACUGAAAGAGUAUGCCACUGAAGUGGAUGUAGACUUUGUUCGGAAAGCCGUUCGAGCCAUCGGCCGAUGUGCCAUCAAAGUGGAGCAAUCAGCUGAGCGCUGUGUUAGUACCCUGCUGGACCUCAUCCAAACUAAAGUCAAUUACGUCGUGCAAGAGGCCAUUGUGGUCAUCAGGGACAUCUUCCGCAAAUACCCCAACAAGUAUGAGAGCAUAAUUGCCACUCUGUGUGAAAACCUGGACUCUCUGGAUGAACCAGACGCUCGAGCUGCCAUGAUAUGGAUUGUGGGCGAGUAUGCAGAGCGUAUCGACAAUGCGGAUGAGCUCUUGGAGAGUUUCCUUGAGGGCUUCCAUGAUGAAAGCACUCAGGUCCAGUUGACUCUGCUGACAGCAAUAGUGAAGCUGUUCCUGAAGAAGCCCUCAGAGACUCAGGAGUUAGUUCAGCAAGUGCUCAGUCUGGCCACUCAGGACUCUGAUAACCCUGACCUGCGUGAUCGCGGCUACAUCUACUGGCGUCUUCUGUCCACUGAUCCUGUGACCGCUAAAGAGGUUGUGCUGUCUGAGAAGCCUUUGAUUUCAGAGGAAACAGACCUGAUCGAGCCCACCCUGUUGGAUGAGCUCAUCUGCCACAUUGGCUCGCUGGCCUCCGUCUACCACAAACCCCCCAAUGCCUUUGUGGAAGGAAGCCACGGCAUUCACCGCAAACAUCUGCCCAUCCAGCACGGCAGUAUCGACACCGGGGAGAGUCCAGUCAGUGCCGGCCCGGCUGCUUCUAUCGAUCAGCCCCAAGUUAUUCCAUCUCAGGGUGACCUUCUGGGAGACCUUCUUAAUCUGGACCUCGGUCCCCCUGUCAACGUGCCACAGGGGUCUUCCAUGCAGAUUGGCGCAGUGGAUCUUCUCGGAGGUGGUCUUGACAGUUUGCUCGGGGGAGAUCUGGGAGGAGGUGUUGGGGGCAGUCCUGCAGUGGGCCAAAACUUCAUCCCAUCAUCGGUGCCCAACACCUUUGCGCCGUCUCCUACACCUGCCGCUCUCAGCAGCGGCCUCAAUGACCUGUUUGAGUUGUCCUCAGGAAUGUCCAUUGCUACAGGAGGAUAUGUGGCACCUAAAACUGUAUGGCUGCCAGCAGUGAAGGCAAAAGGGCUGGAGAUAUCUGGAACCUUCUCUCGGCGUCAAGGGCACAUGUACAUGGACAUGAGCUUCACCAAUAAAGCCCUGCAACACAUGACUGACUUUGCCAUUCAGUUCAACAAGAACAGUUUUGGAGUGAUCCCCACCACACCUCUCCCCGUUCACACUCCACUGAUGCCCAGCCAGAGCAUCGACAUCUCCCUCCCUCUUAACACCAUCGGCCCUGUGAUGAAAAUGGACCCACUUAACAACCUACAGGUGGCUGUGAAAAACAAUAUUGAUGUCUUCUACUUCAGCACGCUGAUCCCUCUCAACGUCUUCUUCGUGGAAGACGGCAAAAUGGAGCGUCAGGUGUUCUUGGCCACAUGGAAGGACAUUCCUAAUGAGAACGAGCUGCAGUACCAGAUCAAAGACUGCCACUUAAACGCAGAUACGGUGUCAGGCAAACUGCAGAACAACAACGUCUACACCAUCGCCAAGAGGAACGUCGAAGGCCAGGACAUGCUGUAUCAGUCGCUCAAACUUACCAAUGGGAUCUGGAUCCUCGCCGAACUCCGCAUACAACCUGGCAAUCCCAAUUACACGCUCUCUCUGAAAUGCAGGGCUCCAGAGGUGUCUCAGUAUGUGUACCAGAUGUACGACGCCAUUCUGAAGAAUUGAACGUCUCUAUCUCUGUCCUUUCCCCCCCUCCACAUAUAUGUCUCCAGAAUCCAGCUCUUCAUGUUUUCUGCCAUUGUUUUAAAUCCAUCUAUAGGUACCAGUUUACUGUAAGAAUCAUGUUCUGUUCUGGCCAAAUGUCUUGAUGUUGUUGUUAAAGUGUUGAAGGGAAUUUUGGAACACAGCUGCAGUGUGAUUAUAUAUUUUUUUAAUUGUUUAAAUGCUUUGUCAGUACUUCACCUUCACAUGCCCUGUAUUUGGCCAUAUGCAAAGAAGGAAAAAAAGUGUACGAGUUGAAUCUAUAAACAGCAUUGAGGGAAUGUAACGAAGCAAGUGUCUGGCAUACAGAAACUCUUUUUUUUUUUUUUUUAAUGGUAACCACUAUAGUUAUCUAAAAUGAGACCAUUUUUGGCAUUACUGCGUUUGUUUCAUUCUCCAAUAUGCUGCAAUGUUGCUUCAUGCAAUUGUACAACGUGCCAGCUAUCUCAUAUUAGCCUUGCAUGCUUUGACCAACAUGAAAACGCCACAUUCCUUUUAAUGUUUUGUGUAACUUGUUCAUCUUAAUCGCCGUAUGAACGUGCAGACACUCCAUCAAUGUCUUACAUUGUUUGAUUUGCUAUGAAUCAACUUAAUGUGAUAAGACUCAAACAUGUUUUCUAUCGAUCUUGUAUAAGUGGGUCAUCUGAUAUUCAUUCCCAGACUGAAUCCAUCCAUAUGUGAUAUAUUGUGCUUGUGAAAGUAGGUUUUGUGAGGUCUCUUUGGAGUGUUAGAAAUAUCUGUUCAGCAUUAGUGUACCUCGCUCAGCUUUGGUUUAAAACUAAUACACUAACAUAGAGAUGCAAUAAAAAAUUCAUCAACUUCGACUCAGCGAUACAAGGAUGGAUCACUUUCGGACUUUUGAGUAGAGUAUGUUUCUUUCCCUGAAACCUAACUAGUCUUCAUGGUGGUGCUGGUGACUAAAUGUGAACUUUUUUCGUUGCCAUAGUUGCUAAUGUGCCUGUGAACCUGCAUGUAAGCAGCGUCCAAUAAACAUCUGCCAGUAGAAUGCUUGUGUAAGAAGGUGAAAUAUUAAUAAGUAACCCUUAAAUGUGCAAAUGUGAGUUUAAAUCAUUUAUAUUGCCAGUGUGAUCACAGUACAUCUCAAUACUGAAAUGUGACAUAAAUUCAACAAAAUGUCUGACCAAAUUUCUCCAGAUUUAUUUUACGGAUUCAAAAUAAAGUCAGCAUUGUUGACAUCCCAAA